AUGAAGCUGUCCAUGCGGCCAUGGAAGGGUUUAGGUGUCCGUAUUGCUCUAAGCAUUUUGGUCGAAGAGCUCGAGUGCACUUACAAGCGCCUAGAGGACCCCACUCUCAGCAACGAUGAGCUGCUGCCCCGAGCUCGAGGAAGGAGACAGGCUGCUCGCCGUCCCCUUUUCCUCGGGCUCACCAACCCUCACGCCGGCUCCAUGGUCGAAUCCAUCAUCGACGAAAAAGACGAGGAGCUGUACCCGCCCCAGGAUAUCCCCGAAGGGUCCAGCCACGCGCAGCACACCCCGGAAGUCUUGGAGGAUUAUCCCAUGAGCUACGGUAGUUUCCCGUGGGACAUGAGCCAGUACAGCCUGGAAGACUAUUUCGAGGGCCUGGACGGUGAUCUCCUCUUUCAAGACCUAGGCUCCGGCACACCCAGCUCCGGCACCGGCCCGGACCUCGUUUUCGACACCCUCACGUUUUGCUCGGCGCGUAUCGUGGAUUCCCUCGACCGCUUCUACAAAUCUACGCACGGCCCCAACAGCAGCGGCGGCUGUAUCACCUCCGUAGGCGACCCCGCGUUCGACAUGGCCGCCAUCCAACAGAUCCUCUCGGCCGACAACCUCAAGUCCCACCUGGCUGCCUUCUUCCGGUGGACAAACGUCGUGCUGCCCACCGUGCACCGCCCCACGUUCGACCUCGACGUCGCGGACCCCGCCCUCGUGCUGUCCAUGUACCUGUGCGGGUCGCUGUACCGUCACCCGCGGCCCACGCCCGAGCGCCAGGCCUGCUACGACCUCGUCGAGGAGUACGUCUUUCGCCGGCUGGAGGAGGCGGUGGACCGCCAAAAGAGCCUCGCUACCCCCGUGUGGAAGAACGAGGAGCUGGUGGCCCUCAUGCAGGCGGCCAUGUCCACGUACACGCACCUCUGGCUCAUGAGCACGCCGAAGCCGCGGAAGAGGAGCCGAAACGUGCGGCUGCCGGCGCUGUUGGCGGCGAUACGCACUCUUGGGUUUAAUAAGUUGCGGCAUGUGGUGCCGACGGACGUGGCCCUGGAUUGGGAGGACUGGGCAUCGCUUGAAUCAUGCAUCCGCGUCGCCAACUUCACAUGCUACCUAGACUGGCAGCAAAGCGGCGUUUUCCACUGGCCCCCACUCUCGUCCAUCUACGAAAUCAUGUGCGACAUGCCGUGCAUCAAGGAACUGUGGGUGGCCAAGACGGCCGACGAGUUCCAUCAACUCUUGGCCCUGGACGCGGGGGCGUCCCUUCAGCGCGGCCUCACGGUGCGGUUCUGCAUAGAGGGGAUGUUGAGCGACGACUGGGCUCGCACGCAUCUUGCUCGCCUCCGCACAGUCACGGUGGCCGAUUGUUGCCUCCUCGUCACAGCUCUCCACGGAGUUGCCUUGGCCGCCACGCUCAACUGCAUGUUCCCGUUCGUGGCGCCCAAACUCCACCGCGCCACGACCCGGUGGAGGGAGCUCUGGGACGACGCCGUGACGCGCAUCGACAAGGAGGCGCUGAAAAAGAGCGGCAUGGUGGGUCAGUCGCCCGCCAUCUGGUUCGUCGUGCGGUGGCUCAUUGAGCGGCUGGCCAAGGACGGAGGGGCGGGGCUCGAGUACUUUGACUCGGUCGGCCACGACUCGGUGGAGGUGCUUCACAGGCUCUUCCGCGAGAACAGGGACAACUAUCACUAUAACCAAGCCGUCCGCGUGGGUGACCGGAUCGAAUGUGCCGGCCAAGGCGGCUGGGAUCCCAAGACGGGAGAAAUUCCGGAGGAUAUCAACGCCCAAAUUGACCAGGCCUUCAAGAACGUGGAGCUGGCCCUCAAGGAUGCCGGCGGCAAGGGCUGGUCCCAAGUCUAUCGAGUCAACACAUAUCACAUUCCUUUGGACGGCGAAGCUCUCGGAGCCAUGGUGGGGAACAUGAAGAAGUACAUGCCGGACCAUCAACCCAUCUGGACGUGCGUAGGAGUUACGAGGCUUGGGGAGGAGGCCAUGCGCGUCGAAAUAGAGGUUGUCGCCCACGACCCAGAGGGAAGCGCGGCAAAGACGAGCGCUUAG
Messenger RNA from Parascedosporium putredinis, 2043 nucleotides. The record is from the annotation of a GenBank genome assembly. NCBI's taxonomy places the organism in Eukaryota, Fungi, Ascomycota, Sordariomycetes, Microascales, Microascaceae.